AUGACUCUGUCAAGCUUUCCGCCAGCGGGCCUUGCUUUGAAAGAUGCCCGGCUCCUCCUCGAUCAUUCCUACCUUCCAAUGGAGGCCGGUGUUGCCUUCACUGAAGACGGCAUGUGUCAAAUUGCUGCUUCUACCUAUAUGAAGGGCUCCACUGGAGACAUGAUAGACUGGUGGUUUGGAUGGAUUCACAACACAGAUCAGUAUAAGAUCUGGCACCCCCGAGACCACGUCUUCUCCGACUGGGAAGGUCCACGCACGAAUGAUAGCAACUAUAUUGGUGGCCACCACCUGGUUCAUGAGUACAUUGGUGGCGAGCUUCAUAAGCUGAAGAUUUCCUUCAAAUCCCCCAGCGAGUAUUUUGGCAACAGCUGGGAAGCUGCGUUUAAAGAGGCCGGAUACUCAACUGCAGUGUGUGGAAGAACAGGAGUUUGGAAUGACGAUACCGGGGAAGUUCUAUAUGUCGGCCAUUUGAUCCAUUUAAUCAAAAAUGAGCCCGAUGGUGUGAGAAUGCGGUCGCGGUUUUGGCUUGGAGAUGUGGAUGGAAUUACAGACCCGGAGGUGAGAAGGGCAAAUGUAUCUGAGGCUUUUGCCAUGGGUCUAUUACAGCACGCCACAGAAGAAAUGGCCAUCCUUGCUAGCGUUCUGCCAGAUAUGUACAACAAAUAUUCCAAGGGUGCACAGGGGAAGAUAUGA
Molecule: messenger RNA, 693 nt
Organism: Penicillium macrosclerotiorum
Lineage: Eukaryota; Fungi; Ascomycota; Eurotiomycetes; Eurotiales; Aspergillaceae
Exons: 1
Coding region: 1-693 (230 amino acids)
Molecular function (GO): hydrolase activity
Source: RefSeq, a predicted model, not a curated record